UUUAUUUCGAUAAAAAUCCCAAAUAAAUACGGAGAUCAUCCUCGUAUUGUGUAUUAAGUUAAACUCACCCUAGACAUAGAGUUCCAAAACAAAAUUCGCGUCCUUUUCCUCUUUGUUAACCCCCCCAACAAAUUUCCUUUUUCCUACCUAGGGUUAGGGUUUUCAUGCGAUUUUACAUAUUUCCUAAAUCACUUUCUAUUUAAGUUAGAAGAUUUAAUUUGAAUUCCGUUUCGACUUAUCUAGGAUUUCUCUUCAAUCCGUUGGUUUUAAUUUUUUCCUGUUAUCCCUUUUCCCUUUUUUAUCGAAUUCUGAUCUUUCAGUCGUUAAGUUUCUAAACAAUGCCUCCUAGAAUAGUGAAGAGAGGAGCUGCGGCCGGUGGUUCAAAGAGAACGCCGAGGAACACUAGAGGGGCAUCUAAAUCCGAGAAUCCACCAGCGGAGCCUGCACAAGAGGCCGUGAAUGCAAAGGAGGCUUCAGUUCCAGUUGAGGAGGUCGUGGAGGCAGUUAAGGUUGAUGAGAAACGAACUCCGGAACAAAAAGAGGUGAUCGAGGAGGAAAACACCGGUUUAAAUUUGAAUUCCAAUGGGUCGGUUUCGAUGAAGAAAGAGAAUGACUCACAGGAGUCUAUUGAGGAGUAUGAAAAAGAUGAGAGGUUAGAAUUGGAUGAUAAUGAACCUGAAUAUGAAGCUGAAGAAUAUGGUGGGGUGGAUUAUGACGAGAAGGAGAUGGAUCCUGAUGAAGUGGAAGAUGAAGUAGAGGAAGUGAUUGAGGAGGAGCAGGAUGGUGAGGACGAAGAUAUUCAUGAAGUUGAAGUAGAAGGUGAUGCUGCCGAUGAUGAGCAUCCUGGGGAGGAAACAGAGCAUGCAGAUUUGGAUGAUGCAACUGAGCAUGAAGAGCGACAUGAAGUUGUUCAAGAGAGACGCAAGCGUAAAGAGUUUGAAGUGUUUGUUGGGGGCUUAGACAAGGAUGCUACCGAAGAUGAUAUCAGGAAAGUCUUCAACCAAGUGGGUGAAAUUGUUGAAGUUAGGUUGAUGAUGAACCCUCAAACAAAGAAGAACAAGGGCUUUGCUUUCUUGCGAUUUGCAACUAUAGAACAAGCAAAACGUGCAUAUACUGAACUUAGGAAUCCCGUGAUCAAUGGAAAGCAGUGUGGUGUUACCCCAAGUCAAGACAGUGACACCCUUUUUCUGGGUAAUAUAUGCAAGACAUGGACAAAGGAAGCAUUGAAAGAGAAGUUGAAACAUUACGGAGUUGACAAUAUUGAGGACUUAACAUUGGUGGAAGACAGCAACAGUGAGGGAAUGAAUCGAGGCUUUGCAUUUUUGGAAUUUGCAUCCCGUUCAGAUGCGAUGGAUGCUUUUAAGCGUCUUCAACGGAGAGAUGUUUUAUUUGGGGUUGAUAGGCCUGCAAAGGUUUCUUUUGCAGAUUCCUUCAUCGAUCCAGGUGAUGAAAUCAUGGCACAGGUUAGGACCAUAUUUAUUGAUUGCCUGCCUCCUUCAUGGGAUGAGGAUCGCGUUAGAGAGCUACUGAAGAAGUAUGGGGAGAUUGAAAAGAUUGAACUUGCCCGGAACAUGCCAUCUGCUGACAGGAAGGAUUAUGGUUUUGUCACAUUUGAUACUCAUGAUGCUGCUGUCACAUGUGCUAAGAGCAUUAAUAAUACCGAGUUGGGCGAAGGUGACAUCAAGGCCAAAGUUAGAGCCAGGUUAUCGAGACCACAUCAAAGAGGCAGAAGUAAGAACGUCGGCCGUGAUAGUUUCAGGUCUGGGCGUGGAUCUGGACGAGUAGUUAGGGGUGCAUGGGGUCGUCCUGAUUCACGUGGUUUUGCUCCUCGUGGGAUGAGAGGAAUUAGUAGCCGUGCCCCUCCACCUAGUCUAAAGAGGCCUGUUGGACUGAGAGAUAGACGUCCUCUCAUGUCUGCACCAGCUAGAGGCAGGCCUUUAUCACCUCCCCCUUCUAGAUCCUAUGACAGAAGAGCCCCCGUUAUGCCAUAUCCAAAGGGUAGUUUAAAGAGGGAAUAUAGUCAACGCGAUGAGCUUCCUCCUCCAAGGAGCAGAGAAGUUAUGGAUUAUGGAUCUAGGGUUGUCCCUGAUAGACGAUCCACAUAUAGAGAAGAAUAUUCUUCUCGCAACCCGGGUUACUUUGAUUUGCCUAGAACCACAUCUCGUACUGCAGCGAGAAGACCCUAUGGAGAUGAUGCAUAUGCCCAAAGAUUUGAAAGACCUCCUCCUAGUUACCGUGAGGGGCGUGGCCGUGAUUAUGACACUAUAUCUGGCUCAAAAAGACCAUAUCCUGUUAUGGAUGAUGUCCCUCCACGAUAUUCUGAUGAUGGUCCGAGGCAUUCAAGGGCUCGUCUAGACUACGAAUUUGCUGGUGGUGCUCCUCCAUAUGUGGAUGCAUAUGGUGAUAGGCUUGGGAGAUCCAAUCUAGGAUACGGUGGCAGCAGGAGUUCUAUAUCUAGUCAGACCUCACAUGGGCUAUAUGGCAGUCGUCAGGGUAUGGGCUAUGGUGGAGGUUCUUUUAGCAGCAGUGAUGUUGGAGGAAUGUACUCAUCCUCUGGUUAUGGUGGUGAUUACAUACCUAGGGGAUCUGGUGUUGGUGGUAGCUCUUACUCAUCCAUGUACUCCAGUCGUGGUAUGGGUGGUAGCAGUUACAUGGGUGGUGGGGGUGGUUCUGGGUCAUACUACUGAUGAAAGUAUCUGUUUCGUACUGAAGGACUACUUCCUAAUGUCACGGCGGCUGCUAUUUCUUUUCUGCCUUGUUAUUGUUUGAUGAAGCAACUCUUUAUGAAGCUGUGCUCUCCAACUUGAGUUAUAUGGAUUUUGGGGGAAUUUUCUGUUUCUCAUUAUGAAGCAUCAUGAAAUGGUUUAUAGUUGUUUUGGCAAGUUGUUGGUAAAUGAAACCCUUGUGGAGGCAGUGCCUUACAAAUUGGGCUUAGAAGAGAAAUGAUUUUGGAAAAGUAGAAUUCUAAUUUGCUCAGAAAUCAAUGAAGCUGUGGGUUUUUAUGUCGGUGAUUUAAAAAAUGCUUUUUUAAGAAAACAUACUGAGCACAACCUUUAGUUGGAGUUAGAAUGUGUUGAAAUCAUUGACUUUUUUCUAAAUUGUACUUGAGAAUAAGUGAGUUGCCUUCCCUCACCCAAGUAUUUUAGUGAAGUUAUAAGUUAAUAAGAUACACUUUGAACUUUAUGCUAGAGAAGUGUAAAAAGUAUGGUCUAACAAGAUGUAUAAUGUCAUGUCUACGGGGACUUCAUUAUGUUCAAUGAUAUUUGGUCCAUGGGUGGUUUAUUCUCAGUUCAAUGUGAAUAUUUAAGCAUAACGUCAUUUAAAGUAUUAAUGUAGGAUCAAAAUUGUUAGUUAACAGGUGAAUGGUUGGCCGGAUCUGCCACCGUUACUGAGCUCUUCAAAGUUAAAAACUUGAUUGAUAUGCUUGUUCCAUCUCGCUUGUGCCGGUGUUAAAAAUAUUAGCAGGACUGCUACUUGUUUAGCAACCCAGCGCUUUGACAUGAUGCUGGUGCUAGUUUUUGUAGUUUUUUUAUUCAUGUUAUUUUGGUCUCAAAUCAACUUGCGGGGUGUUUUUUCUGGCUUGCUUUUUUUCCCCCUUUGGAAAUUUAGUUACUUUGGCAAGUAUAUGGAUUUAUUGGUUGUAUCUGUGCUUGUUUCCGACUUUGGGGGUCAAAAUCUUAUCUGCUCUGGGACUGGCCUGCGAAAAGGAGAGGAUUACAAGUUACUAAUUCAGUAAUAAAAUUAGGGGUGAGAGCGUAACUGCAUGCCUUCAUGAACAGACUAGGCAUAAGAAAGAGCAGGCAAUAACCGUUUUUGAUGAAUGGCACAACUUCUAUGGUAUACAUUGGCUCGUGGGUCUUUGCUGAUAACAUUAGUGCACAACUCUGUUCCCCAACAUUUUCUUAUUAUUUAUCUCUACUUUUUUUUGCCCUUAUAUCAAGUGCUUUUUUGCCCCUUUCUUAAUUAUUUCCUGGACUUGAUUUUGAUGAUGGUGCAGCAUGCCGAUAACUUGGUUUAGAAAUAUUAUUAUUGAUCCAUUGUUAUUAUCGCUGACUAAA
Molecule: messenger RNA, 4058 nt
Organism: Gossypium arboreum
Lineage: Eukaryota; Viridiplantae; Streptophyta; Magnoliopsida; Malvales; Malvaceae
Exons: 12
Coding region: 339-2687 (782 amino acids)
Cellular component (GO): nucleus
Molecular function (GO): mRNA binding
Source: RefSeq, a predicted model, not a curated record